CGCCACCACCAGUCGCGCGACAGCAUCUUUCAUCAACUGCACACAACGCAAAGCGAUUUUUCAUCAUGGCAACCGGCGGCGCUCACGGUGAGGCCACCGUUGGCAAAGAUGUGCCCCGACAAAAAAGUAUGGCGACUCCCGAUACCGUCAAGACCGGCUGCAUCGUCUGGGUUGAGAAGGACGGACAGCCUCGACGCGCCGAAGUCCUCAGUAUCAAGGAGACAAAGAGCGGAAAGCAAUUCUACUGCAACUUCGAUAGUUUCAACAAGCGACUUGACGAGUGGGUGCCGCUAAAGAGACUCGACUUCACCAAGGAAGUCGAAUGGCCAAUCCCCGAAAAAGACAAGCCCAAGGAAACCAAGAAGAAGGUUCCCAGUGGCCCGACCAAGAAGCAGCCCCCCAAGAAGGGACAGAAGCGCCCCGGAAAGCGUGAGCAGUCCGUCAAUUCCGAGGCUACAACGCCGCACCCAUGGACCGAGUUCGUGGAGUCGCAAGACGGACACAAGGCGGCGUCUACAGCCGACGCCGAUUCGCAGGCACCGGACAGCGCAGGCCCAACAACAGCAGCAGGUACACCGGCUCCUGGAGAUGAGAUGGAUGUCGACGAUGCGGAUAAGGCAGAGGAGUUUAGUCGCGAGGACGAAAUCGAAAAGCUACGAACGUCUGGAUCGAUGACACAGAACCCUGGCGAGAUUGCUCGUAUCAGAAAUAUUUCCAAGGUCCAGUUUGGCAAGAAUGAUCUCUUCCCAUGGUACUUUUCACCAUACCCUGAAGAGUUUACCCAAGAAGACGUCAUCUUUAUUUGCGAGUUUUGCCUUAGUUACUAUGGCGACGAGUUCUCCUUCACUCGUCACCGACACAAGUGCACGCUGCAGCAUCCUCCCGGCAACGAAAUCUACCGAGACGACUACGUUUCCUUCUUUGAGAUUGACGGCCGCAGACAGCGCACAUGGUGCCGCAAUCUGUGCUUGAUCUCCAAGAUGUUUCUGGAUCACAAGACUCUCUACUAUGAUGUUGACCCGUUUCUGUUCUACGUCAUGGCGACAAGAACUGAGAAGGGUUUCCAUACCGUUGGAUACUUUUCCAAGGAGAAGGAAUGCGCAGAAGGAUACAACGUUGCUUGUAUUCUGACACUGCCACAAUACCAAAGAAAGGGAUACGGUCGACUUUUGAUUCAGUUCUCGUACGAGCUAUCCAAGAUUGAGGGCAAGCUUGGCUCGCCAGAAAAGCCGCUGUCGGAUUUGGGACUGCUGAGUUAUCGUCAGUACUGGUCCGAGAACAUUCUGGAUCUCUUGAUUAGUGCCAACGAGCGUGGCGACAAGGUCACCAUUGAAGCCAUCUCGUCUGCGCUGGCAAUGACCACCCAGGAUGUGGAACACACGCUGCAGGCCAUGAAGAUGCAGGUCUACCACAAGAGUGACCACAAGAUUGUUAUUCCUGACAAGCUCAUCAAGCAGCGUGAGGCUCAGAAACUUAAGGCAAAGAGGACGCUUGACGCAGAAAAGGUGCAAUGGAAGCCUCCCGUCUUUUCCGCAGCUAGCAGAACUUGGGGAUGGUAAACCUACCAAAGGAGCACUAUUUUCGUAUAACAUUAUAUAUCUGUGGGUGCAUAUUGGAGCAUGGAUUCUUUAUGAUUAGCAACGGGCCGGAGUUUAUUUGCAGAGCAAAACAGGUGCAAUGUAUACUAGAUACCCUUUUAUUGUUUUAGGCGCUAAAA
Messenger RNA from [Torrubiella] hemipterigena, 1717 nucleotides. The record is from the annotation of a GenBank genome assembly. NCBI's taxonomy places the organism in Eukaryota, Fungi, Ascomycota, Sordariomycetes, Hypocreales, Clavicipitaceae.